AGCUCAAAGGCCACACACCACUGAGAGAGAGAGAGAGAGAGAGAGAGAGAGAGAGAGAGAGAGAGAUUAAACAACAUGAGUUUCCUGCUGCAAAUUCUUCUGGCUUUGAUUAUCUCUCUGCUUGGGGGACUUUACCUUCUCGGAGCUUUCCGGCGCCGAAGACCUGGAGAACCUCCUCUGGAUAAAGGUCCUCUGCCAUGGCUGGGACACAUCCUGGAGUUCCGGAGAGACACUGCAAAGUUUCUGGAGAGGAUGAGAAAGAAGCAUGGAGAUAUUUUCACUGUCCAGCUGGGAGGGUUUUACUUCACUUUUCUCACGGACCCUCUGUCCUUCGGCUCGGUGGUCAAAGAAGCCCGAGCCAAACUGGACUUUAACGAGUUCGCUAGGCACCUGGUGCAGCGUGUCUUUGGCUACCAUCCCAUAAAAGAUGACCACAAGCUUAUUCAGGCAUCCAGCAACAAGCAUCUGAUGGGUGAAGGCCUGGUGGAGUUAACCCAAGCCAUGAUGAACAACCUGCAGAACCUCAUGCUGCACAGAAUCAGGUCUGAAAGUACUGACAGCAGGUCGUGGCAGGAGGACGGGCUCUUCGCUUUCUGCUAUAAUAUCGUGUUCCGCGCCGGGUAUCUGGCACUUUUUGGAAAUGAGGCAGCCAAGUCUUCAGGAAGCCCGGACAAAGCAAAGGAGGUCGACCGAAAGGAGUCAGAAGAGCUCUUUCACGAGUUCCGUAAAUAUGAUCAACUUUUCCCCAAGCUGGCCUAUGGAGUUCUGGGACCUUCUGAAAAAAUGGAAGCAGAGAGGCUGAAAAGGCAUUUUUGGAACACCCUUGCUGUGGAGAAGAUGAAGAGCAGGGAGAACAUUAGUGGCUGGGUGUCUGAAUCGCAGCAGAUGCGUGAAGAGCAUGGAGUGCUCAAGUCCAUGCAGGACAGACACAUGUUCCUGCUUCUGUGGGCGUCUCAAGGCAACACAGGUCCUGCAUCCUUCUGGCUUCUCCUAUUCCUCAUGAUGCACCCAGACGCCAUGGCGGCCGUGAAGAGUGAGGUCGAUGAGGUUCUGCAUGAAACCGGACAGGAGGUGAAGCGUGGAGGUCCGCUGAUUAACCUGACUCGAGACAUGCUGCUGAAAACCCCGGUUCUGGACAGUGCCGUGGACGAGAGCCUGCGCUUGACGGCCGCCCCGGUGCUCACACGAGCUGUCCUGCAGGACAUGAGCCUGAAAAUGAACAAUGGGUGUGAAUACAAGAUCCGCAAAGGAGACCGCGUGUCCCUCUUCCCCUACACCGCUGUCCAGAUGGACCCCGAGGUGCACCCCGACCCACACACAUUUAAAUAUGACCGCUUCCUCACACCCGAGGGCGGGAAAAAGACCGAAUUCUACAAAGGAGGAAAGAAAGUCAAGUACUUCAACAUGCCGUGGGGUGCCGGGGUCAGUAUGUGUCCCGGGAGGUUUUUCGCCGUCAACGAGCUCAAGCAGUUCGUCUUCCUCAUGCUGACAUACUUUGACUUUGAGCUGAAGAACCCAAAUGAAGUGAUCCCAGACAUUGAUGUGAGGCGGUGGGGAUUUGGGACCAUGCAGCCAACGCGGGACAUCCCCUUCAGAUACAGGCUCAGGUUUUAGACACUGCAAAUCUUCAUGUCAUUGCUUUGCCUGUAUUCUAGGUCUAUGUUCAUUACUGUUUUUUUUUUUAUUUUUAUUAAUACUAAUAGCUUUGCUAAUCAUUUGUGGAUUAUUAUUAUUAUUAUUAUUAAAAUCUAACCUGUUUUUAAAGAAAUCCUUCACAGUCAUCAGUGCUCAGGAAUCAUAAUGACCCUGUGUUAGACACGCUCCUGCUUCAGUCUGUACAUUAAUGCUGCAACAUAUAAGAUUUAUUCUGAUCUGAUGAAUAAAGACAAUAUUAUUAUUAUUA
This is a messenger RNA of Hemibagrus wyckioides, 1903 nucleotides long. Its product is annotated as 5-beta-cholestane-3-alpha,7-alpha-diol 12-alpha-hydroxylase-like. The transcript has a single exon. Lineage: Eukaryota; Metazoa; Chordata; Actinopteri; Siluriformes; Bagridae. Gene Ontology annotation, molecular function: sterol 12-alpha-hydroxylase activity; iron ion binding; heme binding. Bases 76 to 1614 code for a protein of 512 amino acids. The record is from RefSeq and is a predicted model, not a curated record.